This is a messenger RNA of Bactrocera neohumeralis, 3112 nucleotides long. It is a transcript of the gene DNApol-eta, whose product is annotated as DNA polymerase eta. Gene Ontology annotation, cellular component: nucleus; site of double-strand break; replication fork. The transcript is spliced from 4 exons. Gene Ontology annotation, biological process: error-prone translesion synthesis; response to radiation. The record is from RefSeq and is a predicted model, not a curated record. NCBI's taxonomy places the organism in Eukaryota, Metazoa, Arthropoda, Insecta, Diptera, Tephritidae. The coding region runs from base 69 to 2756 and encodes 895 amino acids. Gene Ontology annotation, molecular function: damaged DNA binding; DNA-directed DNA polymerase activity.
UGCGUUAGUAAUUUUUUGUGUGCAAAAUAUUGAUUUGUUUUUAAAAAUAUAUUUAUGCUGUUGCGAAAAUGUCUACACGCAGUUGUGUGCCGAUGCAACAAAAAUAUAAUCGUGUAGUUGUACUUGUGGAUAUGGAUUGUUUCUUUUGCCAAGUCGAGGAGAAACUAAAUCCCCAACUUAAAGGACAACCAAUAGCCGUAGUGCAGUAUAAUGCAUGGCGCGGUGGCGGCAUAAUUGCUGUGAACUAUGCAGCGCGUGCCAAAGGUGUAACGCGUCAUAUGCGCGGAGAUGAGGCAAAGGAACGUUGUCCCGAAAUACAGUUGGUUAAAGUACCAAAUAUACGAGAAAAAGCCGAUUUGGGCAAGUAUCGUGAGGCAGGCAAAGAAGUGGCUACUGUGCUACAACGUUUUACACCACUGUUGGGGCGGGCUUCGGUUGACGAGGCUUAUUUAGAUAUAACGGAAGAGGUCAAUAAGCGCUUAGAAGACAUGAAUGCGGGUUCAUUUAUGCUUCAACCGGAGGCUCUUAUAAAUACCUAUGCUGUAGGUUAUACUGGCAUUGGUGAUUAUUUAAAUGUGAUCACGAAACGUUUCAAUGAGCCUAAUGCGGAGUAUUUAGACACAGAAUAUGGUUCAUACGCUCAAGCUCAUGACCAUGCCGAUAUGGCAGCUGUACGCCAAAGUGAUAUUCGCUUGCUUAUCGGUGCAGCGGUGGCAAGUGAAGUGCGUGCUGCUGUUAAGGCCGAAACAGGCUAUGAAUGUUCUGCUGGAAUUGCGCACAAUAAAAUUCUCGCCAAAUUGGCAUGCGGUAUUAAUAAGCCAAAUAAGCAGACCAUUUUGCCGUUGGGUGAGAUACCCAAGUUAUUCGAAACUUUGCCACUUACCAAAAUACAAGGAUUGGGUGGGAAGUUUGGCGAAAAUAUAUGUACCUGCUUGAACAUACGCUUUCUGGGAGAGUUAUUACCCUUUUCCGAGCAGGAGUUGCAACGGAAAUUCGAUGAAAAGAACGGCACUUGGUUAUAUAACAUUUGUCGCGGCAUUGAUUUGGAAGCGGUUACACCACGCUUUUAUUCAAAAAGUAUCGGUUGUUGCAAGAAAUUUCCCGGACGCAAUAAUAUAACUGGUUUAAAUACACUGCGUCAUUGGCUGGGUGAGCUCUCUAAUGAAAUUUGCGAUCGCAUGGAAAAAGAUAUAGUGGAAAAUAAUCGUCGAGCCAAACAAAUGGUGCUAAGCUUUGUGCAAGAAUUCGAUGGUGAAGAGGUAUCGAGCUCACGUUCAGUGCCGCUUAAGGGUUACGAUCAGGAGACAUUAACUAAUAGCAGCUUGGAAGUGCUGCAGACACAUACGAAACAAUUUUUCAAAUCCGGCAGCUCGCUAGCUUUAAACAAUCCCAUUAAAUUUUUGGGUAUUAGUGUGGGCAAGUUUGAAACAAUACAAAGUGGACAGAAUAAAUUGCAGGAAAUGUUUGCCAAUAUGGCAGCUAAGAAGAAAAACGAAACGGACAAUGACUUGCCAACGGUAGGCCGUGAAGGUAACGAAACUACAUGUAAGGACACACCUGUUGCAAAGAAACCCACAUUUUUGCAAAAUUUUUUGCAACGUGAUUGUAAUGCAAAUAAUUUGACUGAUUUAAAAGCUAACAGCAAUACUAGUGCUAUAAAUGUGGACAAAAAUUUUACAGUAACGUAUGCAGAGCUGCCUGCUACAAAUUUUACAAAUAAAUUUGAUAAUUCCGAGCCACCAGAAGUACGUAGCUUCUUUCUAAAUGCUUUAAAAAAGCAGAUAUCUAAGGAGAGUACAUGCUCGUCAACUACCGUUUUCACCAAUAAUAAUGAAGAGGAGCAUAAAACUGAUAUUUCGAAAAGUUUUUUUGCAAAGUUUUUAAAAAAGUCGGAUAUUGAAGCGAAUAAUGUACAAAAAUUUACACAAAAAAGCACGAACCAACUACCAAACGCCGCACCAUGCCAAAGCACCAAAGUAAUAGAAACUCAUAUGACAACAAAAACAACAAAAAUCAAUGCAAUAGAUUUAACUGUUGAGUUAGAACAACAAAUUGAUGAGACGACAUUCGAGACCAAAUCGACAGCAACAACAGCCACCAUCAACGGUAUCAAUACAACAACAAAUAAACGCAAAUAUACCGCUUUGGUCGGCAAUACAUCGCCAAAUCAUAAUUCACCAAAAAACAUGUGGCCAGUAAGGCCUAAGCGUACACCUUCACCAUCAUAUGAAGCAAGUUAUGUUGAAUUUGCGGUGCCAGAGUUGCGUCCGGAAUUCCUACUGAUGACCAAAUGUGCCACUUGCAAAGCGGAUAUACCCUCCGAUGCACGUUCCAUACAGCUGCAUCAAGACCACCACGUAGCCAUGGAGCUUAGUCAACAAAUACGUGACGAAUAUCGCAAGGAAGUCAAAACAAAAUUAAGUGCACAAAAAGCCACAGCAACUGCAUCGGGUCCAGGCAAAAAAUCCAAAAAGUCACCAGUACAAACAACCAAGGCCGGCAGUAACAAAUCCGACACCAGCAUAACCAAAUUUCUAAGACCAAUUAAGACCAGUACAACGACAAUUGCCUCAAAUGCAACUCCACUUGUUGUGGAGUCAAGGCCUUCUAGUAUAGUAAUCAAUCUGUUAGAUACCACUGUGCAGGAAACGGUGGUUUGUGUGGAGUGCAACUUGCCCAUAGUCACAACUGCCUUGCAAGAGCAUAAAGAUUUUCAUAUUGCCAAGGCUCUACAGCGUCAACUCAACAUGUUGUAGAUGCGCACUGUGUCGGCGGCUAAAAAUUCAAAUGAACCUAGUCGUAACAACAGCUUGAAUUUAAGUCACGCGAGUGUUAAAAACGUGAAACAAAUCACAAUCAAAUUGAUAGAUAAAUAAGUACAUAAAUGCAUACAUAAAUAAGUGUUCUAAGUAGCAAGUAUAAGUGUUCUAAGUAAGCAAGUUUAAGUGUUCUAAGUAAGCAAGUAUAAGUGUUUUAAGUAAGCAAGUUUAAGUGUUCUAAGUAAGCAAUCAUACAUCUAUGAGUUCAAAGCAGAUUAACAUAUGACCUUUCCGGAUCACCUUAAAUACAUGCACACAUUUCAACUUUUACCACUCUUAUAUAAACAGCAUAA